AUGGCUUGUAUUACCUCAACAAGUUAUGUGAUCAUGCUCAAUGGUAUCCCUACGCCUAUUUUCCAUGCUAAAAGGUCUUCAUCAAGGAGACCCGCUUUCCCCUCUGCUUUUUGUUAUUGGCUUGGAAUACUUGUCGUGUAUCCUGAGAAGCGCAGAAGGUCUUUAUGUAAUUUCUUGCAUUUGUUCUCCCAAGCGUAUGGGUUACAAGCUAACUCAGCAAAGUCAGCUAUCCAUACAACAGGAGUUCUUAGUGAUAUUAAAGCGGAGCUCAGGGAUUUGUCUCGGUUUACUUAUGGUUCCUUCCUUUUAAGUAUCUUGGGGUUCCUUUAUCUUCCAAAUGUCUUAGCAUGGUUGACUCUUAUUAAUUCAGUGUUAAUGGGGAUCUCAACGUAUUGGUGUCAAAUGUUUAUCCUUCCUUGUCUUGUUAUUCAUCUUGUUAAUUCUAUCUGCCGCUCCUUUUUAUGGUUGGGUACGCAUGACUCUCACAAGCCUGGUCAUGUUAAUUGGGAUACUAUUUGUAAACCGAAAAAGGCUGCUGUGGGGAUAGCUUGGCAUAUUUCUCAUUUGAGGGAGUCCUUGUGGGUUAAGUGGGUUCAUGGUGUCUAUACUAAAGGAGGCCGAUGGGAGAUCUUCAAUGCACCAAUCACAGCUAGCUGGACAUUGAAGAAAAUUUGUUGGCUGGGUCAACAUUAUUUGGAACAUGCUUUCAAUUCCAAAGACUCGUUUUAUUUGCUGGAUAGACGCUCUUCAAAAGCUAAAACCCUAGAUGAAUUAUUCCACAUUGGUGUGCUUUAUAAUGACCUCUGUCCCCUUUGCGGCAUUCGGUCUGAAUCCAAUACUCAUCUUUUCUUUGAGUGUACUUUCAGUCAGUAG
Molecule: messenger RNA, 873 nt
Organism: Amaranthus tricolor (Joseph's coat)
Lineage: Eukaryota; Viridiplantae; Streptophyta; Magnoliopsida; Caryophyllales; Amaranthaceae
Exons: 5
Coding region: 1-873 (290 amino acids)
Source: RefSeq, a predicted model, not a curated record